Molecule: messenger RNA, 327 nt
Organism: Cladophialophora bantiana CBS 173.52
Lineage: Eukaryota; Fungi; Ascomycota; Eurotiomycetes; Chaetothyriales; Herpotrichiellaceae
Exons: 1
Coding region: 1-327 (108 amino acids)
Source: RefSeq, a predicted model, not a curated record
AUGUCGAGCUGGCUGUACCAAUUCUGGCUGUUUGCCUUUGCGACAUCCAAACACUGGGGUCAAGAACCACGGACCUGGGCUAGGCACAACCUAGACUUUGACACUUAUGAAGGUCUCUGCAGCUCCCCAUCUGCAGCAUCUCCGACUCUGUUCAUUGAUUCGCCUUCAGAUGUGGAGUCCACGAAGAAACUCCAGAGGUUCGAAGACCGCCACAACGUUGCCGUUGGUCUAUCCAUAUUGAUGAAGCAUACGAAGUCGAGUUCGACGACGACAUCAGCAAUCCAAAUCCUGAAAGCCCUCCAGCAUCCCCCCUGGGAGAGCAGCUGA